Messenger RNA from Vombatus ursinus (common wombat), 2925 nucleotides. RefSeq names its product zinc finger FYVE-type containing 28 (gene ZFYVE28). Gene Ontology annotation, cellular component: early endosome membrane. The record is from RefSeq and is a predicted model, not a curated record. NCBI's taxonomy places the organism in Eukaryota, Metazoa, Chordata, Mammalia, Diprotodontia, Vombatidae. Gene Ontology annotation, molecular function: metal ion binding. The transcript has 13 exons. The coding region runs from base 26 to 2779 and encodes 917 amino acids. Gene Ontology annotation, biological process: negative regulation of epidermal growth factor-activated receptor activity.
GUGCGGGUGAGAGCCGGCGGAGGCGAUGAUGAACAGGUUCCGAAAGUGGCUGUACAAGCCCAAGAGGUCAGAUCCACAACUUCUUGCUCAGUUUUACUAUGCAGAUGAAGAGUUAAAUCAAGUUGCUGCUGAAUUGGACAGCUUGGAUGGAAGAAAAGAUCCACAGAGAUGCACAUUGCUAGUCAACCAGUUUCGUUCAUGUCAGGAUAAUGUGUUAAACAUUAUAAAUCAGAUAAUGGAUGAAUGCAUUCCAAGUGAUCGAGCAAAUCGGGAUUUUUGUGUUAAGUUCCCAGAGGAGAUACGUCAUGAUAAUCUGGCUGGUCAGCUUUGGUUUGGGGCAGAGUGCUUGUCUGCAGGUUCAAUUAUCAUGAAUCGUGAAAUAGAGAGCAUGGCUAUGAGGCCACUAGCUAAGGAUCUGACACGUAGCUUGGAAGAACUUAGAAACCUCAUUCGGGACCAAGCCUUAAGAGAUUUAAAUAUUUAUACUGAAAAAAUGAAAGAGUCUCUCAAACAUUUUGAUGUCCUAUUUGCUGAAUUUGAGUUGAGUUAUGUCUCAGCCAUGGUACCAGUAAAAUCGCCAAAAGAAUAUUAUGUACAACAGGAGGUAAUCGUGCUUUUUUGCGAAACAGUGGAGAGAGCUCUAAAGCUUGGAUACCUCACUCAAGACAUGAUUGAUGACUAUGAACCAGCAUUAAUGUUUACAAUUCCAAGAUUAGCCAUUGUAUGUGGGCUUGUAGUUUACUCUGAAGGACCUUUGAACCUGGACCGUAAGGCAGAAGAUAUGUCUGAGCUGUUUAGACCCUUCCACACUUUGCUAAGAAAAAUAAGAGAUUUACUGCAAACAUUGACUGAAGAAGAACUACACACACUUGAACGGAACCUUUGCAUAUCCCAAGAUAUGGAGUUCUCUGUCAGAACAGAUCCUGAAGUGCCCUCUGUCAUUGCACCCACUUUAGCUGCGACUUUCCCUCCUGAGCAGCUUUCUGUCACAGCAGAAAAUACAGAGGCCGAAUUAGCCUGCUCAAUGCAAUAUGAUGAGCAGGAGCUGGAACAGCUGAAUCAGAUGGUUCACAGGGUAGGAGAUGAAAUGUCGUCUCUCCUUUCUCCACCCAGCGUGUGCCAGUCUCCAGCACAUAGAGCUGGCCUACGAAACAACUCGAGCACAGAGGCCUCACCAAGAAGGUCAAAUCUUGAGCAUUUAAAUGAUGACGAGGACAGAGUCUUUUUUAUGGAUGACCUUGAUGGAACAGGAGAAUCUCUUGCUAGGCCAGAGUCAGCUAGUGAAACUUUGGUUUGGGUCAACAGCACUUGUCAGGAUCUCCCAAAGGAAAGGGACACUCAGAAUUCAGAGAGUAAGGAAGCAGGAAAUGGUUUGCUCACAAAAGAAAUGGAAAGCGAUUUGAGCAAUAAUAAUAAUAUUGAAGAGAGUGAAAUGCAGAAAAUUGGACUCUCCAUCCAGAAUUCUUGCAGUUGUUUAGAUACACAGUUAUACCUCAAUGGCUGGGAUGUGAGUGCUGAGGAUGCAGAAACAGCAGAAAUAAUAGCCCAUCGGACUGGUGGAAUGAAGAUAUCUGCUACUGUCAUAUUUAAUCCUAAAUCUCCUACUUCUUCUGAUUCACCUGUAACUACACCAGAGGUACCGAGUGAUUGUGUUCCUGUACCCAACUCGAGAGGCGACGAAGAGGAAAAUGAAUCCCAUCAGCUCGGCAUUGCCGCCACCAAUUGUCUCAUUAACUCGUGCGUGUGUUGUGGUAGCUGUGAGGACAACAGGGAGGAUAAUAUAGAAAGAUUAAAGAGUAAAUGUGCUCCAGGAAAAGUUAUAAAAAAUGCCUCUUAUAGUCUAGUCAAGUCUAAAGAAAAGGACCACACAGAUAAGUCAGCUAAUUCAGCAUCCACUCCAGAGACACUAAAAACUGAAUCUGUCCCUACGGAAAGAGACUGUGACCAGCCAGAAUCUAAACACACUCAUUCCUCCAAGUGCCUGGCGCAGAACUCAGGUUCACAAGUGGAAAGUGAUGAUGGGUCGCGCAUCGAAGGGGAUGUGUCAGGUCGGCAGAAACAGGAUGAAAAAAGAAGACAGCCAAGUGAAAAGCAUUCAGAGGCCAGAAAGCAAAGUAGAAGCAAAAGGACAGGUAAAGAUGGAAUAAAAGCAAGGCCUAGUUCCAGCAGCAUCAAGACCGGCCCCUGUUCUUCAGAAGGCCCUGACCAGGAGGAGAUCCAGCUGGCCUUACACGCCGCGAAAAGGGCUACGAGGGAAAAGAUCAGAUCCAGGUUUCACAGCAGCAGUGACUUGAUCCACCGGCUUUUUGUCUGCAUAUCAGGAGUUGCUGAUCAACUGCAAACAAAUUAUGCAAGUGAUUUACGAAGUAUUCUCAAGACCUUAUUUGAAGUUAUGGCAACUAAGCCAGACACAGAAGAUGGGGAAAAGUUGAAGAAGGUAAAUCAGAAUUUAAGAAGUGCAGCUCUGGAAGACUGUGCCCUUUGCCAGGAAACAAUAUCUUCUUCUGAACUUGCAGCAAAGGCAAGAGAUGGAGAUUUUGAAGAUCCUCCUGAGUGGGUACCAGAUGAAGCCUGUAGCUACUGCACAGCAUGCAAAGCGCCUUUCACCGUCAUUCGGAGGAAGCACCACUGCAGGAGCUGUGGCAAGAUUUUCUGUUCCCGCUGCUCUUCGCACUCUGCACCGUUACCUCGUUAUGGUCAGAUGAAACCUGUCCGUGUUUGCACUCACUGUUACAUGUUCCAUGUCACGCCGUUUUACAGUGACAAAGCUGGAAUUUGACAUAUUAAACUAGUGAUCUAUUUAAUGGAGUCAUACAUGGACUAAAAUUCUAUGUGACUUAAGCCAAGAAUUAACUGGAAAGAAGGCCCUUGUCAGGAACAUGUAGGCUUUAAGCAUCCAUCAUAAUAUAUUUUCUCCAGAUGGUU